AAAGCUUCAGGACCAAGGAACACAGAUAAAAAAAGUUUCUAUAAAUAGCAACUUUAAUAAGUGGGCUUAAUCGAGGUCUACGUGUCAAGAUGAGGGGCUUUAGCCGGGCAAAUAAUAGAAGACAUCGCCUUUUAUUCGGCGUUAUAUUGGUACUUGCUCUGGCAACUUAUAUUGAUCAGGUAUCCAGUUUGCCCGCUGAUACCUCGGACCAAUGGCCGUCUUUCCCUCGAAGGAAUAUAGCAGCGCUCGCGAGAGAAGGUUAUCUGAAAAGCGUCUCCCCAAGCUUCAAGAGGAGCAUUUCCACACUGGCUAAAAAUGGACAACUACCCACAUUCAGGGCUCCUUAUAACGAAGGCGACAAACCAGAACAAGAAGACGAAGAAUUUCACGAGAAAAGAAAUAUCGCCGCCAUAGCACGACUUCGUAGUUACACCGCUAUCAAAAGGAACAUCCAGUCUUUGGCUAGAGAUGGCUAUCGCGUCGGUCGAGGACAUUAUCAGCCCAAUGAAAAACGGAACAUUGCCUCGUUGGCUCGCAAUGGAUUGAUUCACAAGAGAGAUGAAAUACCUGGCGAUGAAUAUUAUUACCCGUUCUAUCAAAAUCCAGUGCCACCUUUGUCCGAAAUUGAUGGUCCAUUCGAUAUUAAUGAAGUGUACGAUUUCCAACAAUCUGUAAACCCAGAUAUGUUACCACCAUUAUCGCAAGUUUUUAAACGCAGCGAAGCAGGACCGUUGGUAUAUGCUGAUAAUACUAAUGAAAAUGAUUACGAUCGCAAUUGGUAUUUCAAAAGAGGAACUGUAGGAAUGCCUGUUCACGGGCUCUAUAGACCAAUUUAUAUGGAGCCUACUUCACGUUCAAAGAGAUACAUACUUUCCCUCCCUGAUGUUAUGGACAAUAACGAAAUAGAUGCACCAGAAAAUAACGACCAUGAGAAUGAAAACGAAGACAAGAGAUCUGUAGAUGAAGAUGAAGUCCAUGAUAAUUUCGUAAAACGUCACAUUGGGUCUUUGGCUCGGUUAGGUCUUUUGCCGUCAUUUAGGUUCUCAGGAGGCCGUUACAGCAGAUCUGGACGAGCCAGACUGUUGUUGCCUAGUCAGGAACUAUACAGGAAGCAUUCCGCUGACGAGAAUUUCGGAGUUAGGCAAUAUAUCUCUAAUCCCGAAGUUGAGCCAGCAAUCGAUUCAGACGACUCCGACCUACCGCCGCCGCCAAUACUUGCUCACUCGCACCCGACCGGCCGGUACCUCCACCGCUCGUUGAACGACCUACCAUCCGCACCAGCCGCCUUACCGCCUGCUUCCUCCAACGCCCUCGACUCCUUCUCCAAGAACACCUGGCAGACAACUAAGGACUUCCCCAGAUUUCAUUACUUCAGAUCGCUAAAAGUCCCAUACCACUCGUCCGGCAAGAGAUACCUCCUGUUGCCCGCCGUUGACAACAUUAUGCUCAGGAAGACUUACCGCAACAGCAGUCUACCGAGCAGGCGUAAGAACCAGUAGCUAUGCCGCUGCCGAAGCGAUGCGAGAUCGCGCAAUUCAAGCAAGGGACAAUAGUUAAAACAUAACCUACCCAGCUCUGGAGCAUCGUCAUCGGCAAAAUAUGCG
Papilio polytes (common Mormon) is the source of this 1604-nucleotide messenger RNA. RefSeq lists its product as uncharacterized. The transcript has 6 exons. NCBI's taxonomy places the organism in Eukaryota, Metazoa, Arthropoda, Insecta, Lepidoptera, Papilionidae. Bases 90 to 1499 code for a protein of 469 amino acids. The record is from RefSeq and is a predicted model, not a curated record.